CACUGCCAAUAAGAACGUGACUGACCUCAACAUUUAGCAACAUAGUGUCCAGAUCGUCCAGGCUGCUUGAUCCGGGCGCCGAAACAAACUCAACCUUUCCAGCUUCCCUCAGCAAGUCACGUUUGGGCGAGGUUUGGGAUCGAGGUGCCGCCGGGGACUUUUGGGCUGUCACAGCGGAUAUAGACCCACGGACGGCGGCUGGAGUAUCUGUGAAACAUAUGCAGCGGUUAUUUUUCAUUUCAUACAUAUUCAGAGAGGCUCAGUCCCAUUCGAUGACGUCCGCGGUGUCUUAACGUGCCUCCGAGACAGAGCUCAUCGGGCCCAGCUGGAGAGCUCCUGCCAAGAUCCUCCGAUCUGUUAAAACGUGUUGAAAGUGAAGAAGAGCUUUGUGCGCGUAAAUGGCGCCCGCCGUCGGUGGUCCUCAAGGCUACACGCCACCCGAGGGUGGCUGGGGAUGGAUGGUGGUGCUCGGGGCGUUCAUCUCUAUUGGCUUCUCCUACGCCUUCCCCAAGUCCAUCACCGUCUUCUUCAAAGAGAUUGAGACGAUCUUCGAUGUGACCAGCAGCCAGGUGUCCUGGAUCUCUUCCAUCAUGUUGGCGUGCAUGUACGGCGGAGGUCCAAUCAGCAGCAUCCUGGUGAACAAAUAUGGUAGUCGUCCUGUGAUGAUAGCGGGAGGAUGCCUGUCUGGAUCGGGCCUCAUUGCUGCCUCUUUCUGCAAUUCUGUUCAUGCACUGUACAUUUGCAUUGGUGUGGUGGGAGGUUUGGGAUUGGCUUUCAACCUGAACCCUGCCCUCACCAUGAUUGGAAAGUACUUCUACAACAAGCGGCCCAUUGCUAAUGGAAUCGCUAUGGCCGGCAGCCCCGUCUUCUUGUCCACCAUGGCUCCCAUAAACACCUGGCUUUUUGAAAAGUUCGGCUGGAGAGGAAGUUUCUUGAUCCUGGGCGGCCUGCUGUUCAAUUGCUGCGUCGCUGGUUCCCUAAUGCGGCCCAUAGGACCAAAACCCAAACCCGCAGAGAGGAGCACGGAGAGGAGGACGGCAGCGCAGCUCAUCAACAGCUUCAUCGACCUCUCUCUGUUCAAGCACCGCGGCUUUGUCCUCUACAUCACUGGCAAUAUCGUCAUGUUUUUUGGUCUCUUUGCGCCGCUGGUGUUCCUCAGUAAUUUUGCCAAAAGUAAAGACAUCCCAAAAGACAAGGCGGCUUUCUUACUGUCUGUGCUGGCUAUUGUGGACAUGGUUGCCCGGCCCUCAAUGGGCAUGGUGGCUAACACCAAGUGGGUCCGGCCUAGAAUACAGUACUUCUUCGCGGCCUCGGUGCUGUACAACGGUGUUUGCCACGUUCUGGCACCAUUAUCGGUCGACUACAAAGGCUUCGUGAUUUAUGCCAUGUUCUUCGGGUUCGCUUUCGGCUGGCUGAGCUCAGUGCUGUUUGAGACCCUGAUGGACCUGGUGGGCACCCAGCGCUUCUCCAGCGCCGUCGGGCUGGUCACCAUUGUGGAGUGUGGCCCCGUGUUGUUAGGACCCCCUCUGCUUGGAAGGUUCAAAGACGUGUAUCAUGAUUACAAGUACACGUACCAGGGCUGCGGCAUACUCCUCAUCAUCUCCAGUGUCAUCCUGUUUGCGGGGAUGGGGCUCAACUAUCGCCUGCUGGCCAAGGAGAAAAAAGAGGAGGAAAGUAAGGCCAGAGUGGGAAGUAGAGAGCAAAGGUCCUACAGGGACUUUGCUACCAAGAAGGUGGCCGAGGCGGGGAGCACAGAAGACACUGUCUGAUAUUCUGCUCCAAGUUAAUUGACAUUUUUGUUUAAUUAAAUAUUUUCAGCGAGGCAUUUAUAAGAAAAAAAACGUAUUUUCAGCCCUCUUCUGUUUUACAAUGAAUUUUUGAAGACCACCGGCGAAAGCCUGUUCUGAAAUUUCCUGUAAAACAUUUACGCACCUAUUAAAGCCCUUUAAGUCCAAUGAAAGAACCACAUGAAAUACCUCUGAUGGUGGAACUGUUGUAUAUGUUGGAAAGACUAUCUAGGUUUGCGUUUUAUGUCACUUAUACUGAUGAUUAAUCUCAGAUGUUAUUACUAUAACUUACCUGCAGCACACAAUUUUUGGUAUUUUAACCUUCUAAAAUGUACCUCAGGUUAUUACAUUUUAUAUUAAGAGAUAUGCAAAGUUCAGUAUUCAAUUAAACGUGUUAAAGAAAUUGCUACGUGCAUGAUUAUAGUAUUCACCUCAUCAAGCUUGCCGCACUGUCAAAGACAUUUAGAAAAGAACUAGACCGUGUGUGGUGUAAAGAGGUUUGAAAACAUCUGCGCCUCUUUCCCUAAACAUAUUUUCAUAAUAAUUCUCUAUUUCUCUUUCAAAUGUGUGUUGUUUGGUUCAUUUGUGAUGAUGAAUGAUGGGAAUUAUUUCUAAUUGUGGGCAAUAAACCUCUUUCUAUCACUUUA
Gasterosteus aculeatus aculeatus (three-spined stickleback) is the source of this 2434-nucleotide messenger RNA. Its product is annotated as monocarboxylate transporter 1. Gene Ontology annotation, biological process: plasma membrane lactate transport. Gene Ontology annotation, molecular function: lactate:proton symporter activity. Gene Ontology annotation, cellular component: basolateral plasma membrane. The record is from RefSeq and is a predicted model, not a curated record. NCBI's taxonomy places the organism in Eukaryota, Metazoa, Chordata, Actinopteri, Perciformes, Gasterosteidae.